GUAGCAGGUUCUAAACAAUCUGCUCUUUUACUUCUCACUUCCUCUUUUUUUUACUUUUCCAUCAGCCACUGCGCAGACAUAACCUUGUAAAUGUUGAUAGGCAUUACAAUAAUAAGACCAAUAAUAAUAACAACCAUUCUAUUUCAUUUUUUCAAUACAAUCAUAAAAAUAAAUUAUAAGAGUGAGAGACUUUUCAUACUGAAAUUGGAAUAAUGUGUGUCUUGGAAAGUUUUUCUCAGUGAAAGUAAUGAGAAUAAUUGCGGAGAGAUUCGCUCCUUAUUGAGGAUGCUAUUUGACGAAAAAAUCACAUGACGACUUGUUAAAGCGUCUCUCCUCAUCAUUAUUAUUAUGAUAAAUCGCCUGCAAAAUGCCACAUCCAUGCGUAGUAUGUGGCCGUUCCCGCAUGAAUCCAAACAACCGCGAAGAGGAAUACAUGUUCUUUGGUUUCCCUGUGAACUACGACACUCGUUGCCUCCAAUGGUUAGAGUUUUGUUGUCGUGAAGAUCUUUACAAGCUCACUAAAAAACAACUACUCCAGCGCAUGGUGUGCUCUAAGCACUUCGAAAGAAGUUAUUUCCUAAACGACUACUUUGACAGAUUGAAUUGCCAAGCAGUUCCCACUAUCUACGAUCCUAAACAAAGUCUCUACAAUAUCACAUGCGUCCUGUGCGGAAGAUACCGCAAGGAUCCGCCAGACCCAGACGACGAUGGCACAACAUUCCAUCACUUUCCAGGAGAGGAAUUUAGAUGUCUCAAGUGGUUGGACUUUGUUGGUAUUGACUCUUAUUAUCGCCUUACGAGAAAGGAAAUUCUCUAUUGCUACAUUUGCUCCCAUCACUUUGACAGAUCACAAUUUAUGUCUGGAUAUGGCAACAGACUGAUAGACAAUGCAAUACCAAACAUUAGAAAUCCUGAGGAACUGACCAAUGACGAUAAAUAUGCCCUGAAAGUCGACUUGGAUCAAAAAUAUUUUCACCAGCCUGAGAAACUGAAGAAACUUGAUCCAUUACCCCCAGCUGUUCUUGACAGCCAGGCGUGCGCGGCCUGUGGUCGAUCCCGAGCUGAUCCUCGAAAUAAAAUUGAAAAAUAUAAAUUCCAUCCCUUUCCUGCUUACGAAAUUGGCAGAUGUUUGAGGUGGUGUCAAUUUUUGGGACGAGAAGAUCUUUUGAAAAUGUCCCCCAACCAGAUUCGAAAACUCGUCCUGUGUUCCAAGCACUUCCUCGCUGGGCAAUCCUUUCAGAAGGUUGGCCCCUGCGAUGCUGUACCAACGAUCAAAGAGGUUGAAGAGGGAAAAAAUCCUGAGGUGAUCAUCAUGGAAACCGAGCCCUCAGUUUUUCAAGAUGUCGAUUUGCAUCGAACGAGUUUAACUCAGCUGGGGAAAAGUAAGGAAAUGAGAGCUGUAGUGUCGAGUAAGAAACCCUUCAUCAUGAAUAAGCCGGCGCCCUUGGGGAAGAAGAGAGGUAAGCAGAAACGCCCCACGUCCAUCAAUAUCCCCAAGCCCGUGCAGUUGAAUGACAAUAGAAUUCUGAGGAAACUUCCACUACCUCCAGCUUCUAAUAAUUGGAAGCUUCAGUUUCCCAAUCAGUUUCAGCCGAUUACAAUCGCCAACAAUAUCACACCAGUAACUAAUAUCUCAACUGAUGCAAAGAAAGUCAUUCUCCCUUUUACUGGUAACAUUUCGACCUUGGGGCAACCAAUUCCAGUCUCCAGUCUAUCCAGCAUUCCACCCGGAUUUCUCAUUAAGAUCAAUUUGCCUGAGCAAGAGAAAAAAGUUGUAAGGAGGGGCAGGCCUCCCAGAAAAAAAGAUGGAGAAUUCGAUCAGCAGGAAAGAAAGAGCAGAAGUCGAGCCAAAAAUCGAAUGUCUGAAAAUAUCGGGGCCUUUCAAAAAACAACUAACGUCAAUGAGGAGAUUCAUCAUUUCGUAGGGGAUCGCGAUGAUCACGAGGACUUUGCUGAGCUCCUCAAGUUCUCAGAACGCCUCGACGUUCAUAAACACGAGAUACUGGAUGACAAGUGUAUCAUUGAAAGCGUUGAGGAGGAACAUGCAGACAUUGAGACUCUGGAUGAGCAAAUCGAGGAUUCUAUGGAAGAAUACAUGGAGGAGUUGGAGUACGAAGAGAAGAAGGAGUGUUUCGAGAUGAUGAGUGAAAAAGUGGUGCCAACAUUAAUAAACGAGGAACAUCAAGAUGAUCAUGCUGAUAUUCCGGAGAACAUUCAUAUUAAUGAUAGUUUUAAUGAUAAUUUUCAUGAUGAUUUAGUUAAAGGAAAUGGAAGCAGGCACCGGGGGACAAAGAGACGGAUGAAAAGGAUGAGUGCCAGGAGCAGGAGGACAUUAAUUCCAAUUAGACGUGAAGUUGAGGGAUUUCUUAAAAAACUUAAACCACUCACGCAAAGACUGCCGAAGAAAGCUAGGGCACAGCUGAAACUAUCGAUUGUUACUAUGGUAAUUGAUCAUCUGUGAGUUGGGAUAGAUGAGAGGAUGAAGGGUGCUAGAGUGCACUUAAGGGGGGGGAGGAGAAAAUAGAAAGAUAUUUUCUGGAAAAAUUCUAGUACAAGUAGACUGGAAAAAUUACACUCCGAUUUUUCAUCCAGUGGAGGAAUUUACUCUAUAUUUGAGAUAUGAUUCACAAUCAGAGGCAUUUCCAGUGCUUCUGUACCUUUCUAUGAGGUUGAUAGAAUUGUAAGAUCUGUGAAGAUUUUUUUUUUUUUUUUUUUUUUUCUCCCAAGAUGAUGAAAAAGAAUAGCUUGAGAGGAUAAGAAAAAACUAAAGACGUGUUCAUAUUCGGAGAGUUUCAGAUGAUUUAUCAGUUUGGUGUUAUUAAUGUUUUUGAAAUUAAAGCACAUUGAUGUUCAUUAUCGCUUAAUGUGUGAUAUUUUUGCAAAUAAAAGCACAUCGUUAAUGUGUUCGGAUUUUUUAAAACUCUGAUAUCGUUCAGUUUGAAAAAUGAGGGGCUCACUGGUCUAAAAUAAUGGAUUUGGAGUGUACGGAAACUUUUCGAAGAGAGCUUUUUAGAGUAGUAGAAAAUAUUUCCUGAUUUUAUUCACGAUGAAAAUUCUCUCUGAUGAUUUUACAGAAAUUUCCAUCGACAAUUAUUCUUAACCCAUUCUACAAAUUUUCUUCUCCCUUCUCCCACUGAUUCCCUUAACUUUUAGCUCGCCUUGAAGCCAAAGGGCUUGAAAAGGUGUCCAUCGCUCUCCUUGUUGGUUUGGUAUAUGAAGUACGAUUUCUUUAAAUUGACAUUAAGACUUUUGUCAUGAUUAACGAGAUUCCAUAUCGUUCGUGAUUGGAGUACUCGAGACUUGCGUACACUGCUGUAAAAUGUUUUCUUCUUCGUUGCGAUCUGAAGAAACAAUGUUAGUUAAAUCAAAUUGUUAUUUGCAACUAGUGAAUUAUUAUUUUAAUUGUAAAAUGAAGAGAUGACGUGAAAUAGGCCGAUAAUUAUUGAUAAUUCGCUCUAAGUAAUAAUCAGUGAAAUUUUAAAUAUUGCUAAAUUAUUGACCCAUCUUGUUUUAUCAAUUCAUUACUCAAGGCAAACCUUUCUCCUUAUUUCCUCAAUUUGACCCCACGUGAGAGUCGAUUUUUGAGAUUCUGAGAGGUGCAUCGUUGGGGCUUUCAUUUUUUUAUAGAGUCGAGUAUCACAGGCCUCCCAGGUUUUCAGGGUUUUUUGAAGAUCUACAGAAUUGAACAAAAAUACGUAAUAGAUGAGCGUUUGUAAUUAUUUAUUAUUUAGUUCUAUAUUAGCCAUUGGCAUUUACGAUAUGAAGAUUAGAUGAUCAGAGAAAUUUGGGGAGACUGAGUUCCAGGGCAGUUCUAAAACUUUGUUACAAAUUAGUUACUUUUUUUUUUUUGACUGAUCUUGAAUCCGCUGCGGUAUCGAAUCCACGCCUGGAGAGGAGGUAUAUUGUCGCACUGAGGGAGUUUUGCGAAAAGAUACCCUUCUUGGGCCAUUUCCCCUAAUGCUGCCUGAAUCAUUUAAUUGAAUGUAAAUAAAAUUUCCUCGAAGAAUUUCAUAUAUUCUGUAGAAUCUGCUGAUGAUGCUGCUAAUAGAAUUUUCAAUAAAACUUUUAUCAAUUUUUUUUAGCAAA
Messenger RNA from Diachasmimorpha longicaudata, 4086 nucleotides. RefSeq lists its product as uncharacterized. The transcript is spliced from 2 exons. The record is from RefSeq and is a predicted model, not a curated record. NCBI's taxonomy places the organism in Eukaryota, Metazoa, Arthropoda, Insecta, Hymenoptera, Braconidae. The coding region runs from base 368 to 2461 and encodes 697 amino acids.